Messenger RNA from Mytilus trossulus (common blue mussel), 7631 nucleotides. RefSeq names its product short transient receptor potential channel 7-like. Gene Ontology annotation, cellular component: plasma membrane; cation channel complex. Gene Ontology annotation, molecular function: inositol 1,4,5 trisphosphate binding; store-operated calcium channel activity; protein binding. Gene Ontology annotation, biological process: calcium ion transmembrane transport; single fertilization; regulation of cytosolic calcium ion concentration. The record is from RefSeq and is a predicted model, not a curated record. Bases 475 to 3489 code for a protein of 1004 amino acids. Lineage: Eukaryota; Metazoa; Mollusca; Bivalvia; Mytilida; Mytilidae. The transcript is spliced from 15 exons.
ACGCUAGAUGUACCUGAUUUCCUCGCACCUGUUUAAUCAAGUAUUGGCAGUAAAGAAAAAAUCAUUAACGACAUAAAAGACAAAAAAAGAUUACGUUUUUUUAUUCAUUAUCCGGUUGUAAUAUACAAAUAUAUGAAUUAAUAAGUGACCUUUAGCAGAAAAUUGAUCACUAUCUGGAACUUUUGGACUGAUCAACAACUAUUUCGUUUUGUGCGGUCUUUAAUUUGCUGCUAGCUUUUUAAAAUGCCACAAAAAUUUACACAAGUACAUUAUAUAGAAAACAUCACAUUAAGAAAUGUGUGUGGAAAUUAAAAUGUAAACUAUGAAACAUUUAGUGAUAUUAUAUGGAACUAUGUGAAUAUAUGAAUAUAGUGUUCUCAGUGGAAAACCGAGUGAAGAACAUGAAUCAAGUUUUGAUAUACGAACUUUUGGAUUUAAAUUUAUAAUUUUUUUUUCGUGAUUAACUAACUAAGGAUGUCUAAGGUAAAUAAACAAAAUGUGUCCCAAACUAACAAAAUAAGCAAGCUUCAAGUUGUGUCUAAUAUUAAAUUGCAGACGAUGUCGGGAAGCAGACGCCGGAUGUGGAAGAAACGGGGUGGUUCUACUAGGCUCAGUUUUAUGUCCAAUUCUUCUCUGGAAAAUCAUCAUCUUGCAGAUACAGAAGAAGAAUUCCUGCAUGCAGCGGAGUUUGGUGACAUCCCUACAGUCAAGAGAAUUCUUCAAGAGAAUCCUAACCUGAAUGUGGACUGUAUUGAUGCUCUUGGACGAACUGCUUUAAGACUCUCUGUUAAGAAUGAACAUCUCGAGAUUGUUGAAGUUCUUCUUGAUAGAUCAAGUGGGCACCAUAUAUAUGAAGCCGUCUUGCAGGCUAUUAGCGCCGGACAUAUACAGAUUGCUGAAACCAUCUUGAAGCAUCGUCGGUAUUUAGAAAUGUGGAAAGAACGUAAAAAACUUGGCGACGACGAUUAUUUCUUUAACAAAUCAAUGUUUGAAGAAUCUCAAUUUUCUCCUGAUAUAACACCUCUGAUUUUAGCAGCUCAUAAAAACCAGUAUGAAGUUGUUCAAUUAUUGAUGCUUCGAGGAGAAAUUAUAAACAAACCACAUAAAUUUCAAUGUGCUUGUCAAGAAUGUACCAACAAAAUGAAAUUUGACAAGUUACGAUCAGCAAAAUAUCGUUUGAAUGCAUACAGAGGCUUAGCCAGCGAAGCUUAUAUUUCCCUAUCAAGUAAAGAUCCCAUUUUAACAGCUUUUGAAUUGGGCGCCGAAGUCAAGCAUCUUUCAAGAGUGGAAAAAUAUUUCAAGAGAGAGUAUAAAGACUUAGCCGAAGGUUUAAGCGAAUAUGUUGUUCGUUUACUUAGCAGAGUCCGAACGCAAGAAGAAUUGGAAAUUGUUCUAAAUAAAGCUGGAAAUCCCAGGGACAACAAAUACGAGAGUUUGGCGAGGUUUAAAUUAGCCAUUCGUUACAACGAAAAGAAGUUUGUUGCUCAUUCUAGUUGUCAGCAGAGAAUGGUCAGUACAUGGUAUGAGGGCAUUGGAGUGUUGGAACGUGCAAGUUGGCCGAAGCGCGUUUUGUUGUUUAUGUUGUUUUUCAUCUCAUAUCCGUUCCUAGUGCUUAUUUAUCUAUUUGCACCACGUGCAAAGUGUAUACGUAUUUUGAGAUACCCAUGUGUAAAGUUUAUUUGCCAUAUGAUGUCAUUUUUGUCUUUCCUUGUACUCAUUAUUGUGUCAACAGCUGAAACAUCAAAGACGGUUUCUAAACACACAACACUUAAUUCUAAGUAUCCGGACAUUUAUGCCAAGUACGUUCAGAUAUUUGGUUUAACUAACCAAACACUAUAUGGAAUUGAUUUUCCUAUGCGACCACUCAUUCCGACUAUUACACAGCUUAUGCUUUCAACAUGGGUUUUAGGUAUGGCAUGCCAGGAAUGUAGCCAGUUAUUUACAGAAGGACUACGCCGUUACGCAAAGUCUUGGUACAACUUAAUGGAUGUAUCAUUAUUGACACUGUAUUGCUCAUCUUUCACACUGCGGUAUUUUUGCAUGAUCAAGGCCUUUUUAUCUGUUCAAUCUAUUCGUGGAGAAUCAGUAGACGAUCUUUCAAAUGACUUGCUCUAUAACGAAAAGUGGCCUUUUUACUGGCUAAAUGCAGACCGAUUUUACUGGGAUUCUUGGGAUCCUAUAAAUAUGUCAGAAGGUCUGUUUGCUGUUGCGAACAUUCUGAGCUUUUCUCGCAUAUCAUACCUCCUUCCAGCCAAUGAGGCGUUGGGACCACUGCAGAUCUCACUUGGAAGAAUGAUCAAGGACAUCCUGAAGUUUUUAGCCUUUAUUGUUUUGGUCUUUUCUGCCUUCAUGGUCGGCCUUAACAACCUGUUCUGGUACUACAGCAUGAGGGAAAGCAUUGAAGUCACCAAACACAAUUUUACAACAAGAGCAGAAGUACAAUUUGCAGAUGUUUUAGCCACAUUCAGAACAGUAUUCUGGUCACUAUUUGGUCGCGGAGACACUGAUGUUGUCAAGUUGGGAGAAUAUGAAAAUAAAUUUACAGAAGACAUUGGAUACAUCAUUUACGGUGCAUACAACAUCGCCAUGGUGAUAGUGCUAUUAAAUAUGCUAAUUGCCAUGAUGACCAGAUCCUAUCAAGAUAUUACUGAAGACGCCGAUGUGGAGUGGAAAUUCGCAAGAAGUGUUCUUUACAUGGACUAUAUAGGAGAAGGAAGUGUUCUGCCUGUUCCAUUGAAUAUGUUAGGACUUCCGAAAGCUAUUGUUCGCAAAUUUACUCGAUGUUGCUCAAAAUGUUGCGAAAGUAAUGACAACGAAACACCUGAAGACGGCAAUCCAGACGUCGCUCCAGAACCAAUGGAAAGGAACGGUCGUCAGAAUGGAUUGAAUGGUGCACGUUCACGAGCAAGAUCACGUGACAAUCUCAAUCUUCAACUCAGUGAUGGACAUCUGAAGCCAGCAGACAUUGACCGGAGACGGAGUACAGAGAGUUUACCUUUUGGUAAAAAAAGCUAUCACAAAGUUAUGCAAACGAUAGUACAGAGAUAUAUCUUUGAUAUGCAGAGAGAGGCAGAAGUUACAGAAGAUGACUUUGAAGAAAUUAAACAAGAUAUUUCCAGUUUCCGAUACGAGAUGUUAAACACCUUAACAGUUCGAGAAAAACAGCAUGAUGAAGUCAUGUUAAAACUAAGCCAAAUAUUAGGGGUCCCAAUAAGUCCGUUGGAGAAACUAAAAAGUAGAUCUGGAACGCCUAUUAAACAAAUGUCCAUAGACGAAGAGUAUGUCUCGGGACCAUAUGAUAACAAUGUUGAAAAAUCAUAUGAAAACAGUCAAAUCGUAUGUGAAGCAGAUAUAAAUGUAGAGACUUCUAAUGUAGAACUAGGUUAUGAUCGGAAUGAGCAAGAAAAUGAUGUAGAGCAAGGAGGGUCAGGUUGUGAAAGGAUUGAGGAACAAAAUGAUAAAGAAGAAACAAAAGAAUUAGGAAUAUAAAACAGUGCAAACAGUUAAACUUGACGUUUAUAAAUUGUUUUAAUGCGGACUUGAAUCAACUUUUUUUUGUAUCGUUCGUCUGUUGUUCGGUGACAAUUCGGUGCAGACUUAGACUUGAUUUUAUUUUUAUUAUUUUCUUUAUACAAGUGCGCUAUUAAAAAUGUACCGUAUUAAUUUCAGUACAAUAACACUAAGUACGUAAAAAGAGCAGUUACUUUUUGGAUAUAUCUUUAUACCUCACUUAGUCAGAUAUUUAUCGAAAAGUUGAAAAGAAGUCUAAAAAAGUUUUCAUGAUAUUGAACUUAUUUUGGUGGGAGCACUUUUCUGGAUUAGUUAAGAAUGUACCAUGCCACUUGAUUGAAAAUCCAAAAAUGUUUGAAGACCAAGCAAAUUGCGAAGUUAUAGAGAUUAAAACCAAAAAUUCCUAAAAGUUGUGCCAUAUUAGGCUUACCUCCAUCAGCUCUUCGAACUUUUCCGAAGUCGUUUAGAUGCCAAGCUUAUGAUCUUCGAUCCUUGAUCGGAAGUUAAUGCUAUCUUUUUGUCGGAGGAUAAAAAAAAUUCAUGUUUGAAAUUUUUUUUUAAAUAUUAGUUAUAGCAAAUGAGUACUAUAUAGGUCGACUGUGCUGGCCUGCAAAAGUUGGUUUAAAGAAAUACUCAAAAGUCUGAUGAUCAACUUUGAAUGAAAAUGGGGAAAACUAGUUUUUUUGAAAAGAUUUCUAAAUAAGAUUAUGUUGAGAUACAAUAUAUUAUCAAAUAUAUACGUAUUUCACAGAGAUUAAAACAAACAAAUGAAACGUAGACAUGUUUUUCAAAAUAACCACGAAAGUGCCACGUAACAAUGUGAAUCUAACGCUCCUCCAUUGUGUAGUGCUACAGUGUUCGGAUUAAAAAGUCGCAUCUCUUAGUUUGGGUUUGUAUCCAUCUAUUUAGUUUUGACAUGUUGCCUAUUUGUAAAAAAAAUAGGCAACAAGUCAAAAAGACAAUGUUGUCCACGUGUGCAAAGGCUGUCAAAAUAUUUUUAUAACGUGUUUGUAAAACGUGCACUGUUUUGCUUUACCGUUUAACUGUUCCAUUUUAUUCAUAUGUAGUUCAUGACUCGAUAUAAAUGUUUUUUUUAUAAUCUUUUUGUAUCUGAACAGAAUAAUGGAGUGCCGUUGUUACAUAACUAUUUAAUCUUUUUUUAAGUCAUUUCAUUUCUUUUUAUAAAUGUUAUUUAUUGUCAAUCAAGAAAUAUGUGAUAAAUGUGGUUAAAUGUAUCCUUAAAGUAAAUGCUUUAUUUGUGAGUUUAAUACUUUUCAUCUUCUGAACCUGUAAUCCUUUUUGAAUAUUUAUGAAAUUGUUUCAUCUGGACAAUAAGCAUUAUCUUACCAUGCCAUGUUUUAACCGAGUAAGCUUAUACCAAAAAACGACAUAAAUGAUAGUAUGAUAGCAACCUAACGACUCACCUUGACUUUCUUCAAUUAAGAUAAUGUGUUUGCUCCCAGAGUAUCUUAUACAAAUAAUAGUUAAUGAUAUGUAUUCGUGUGUAUGGUACAUUGUGAGAAUAUAACUGUGAUUAUUACUGUGAUAUAUAUAUAAAAGAUGUGUACUUUGUCCUUAUUUUGUUGUUUAUGAUUUACUUAUGUUUUGAAAUUUUGAUGUUUACAAGUCAGUAUAUAGCUGAGGAUUAUUUUAUAUAACUCAACAACCUAUAUAUUGAAAUUGAAUACACGGUUUCAAGGGAAAAAAUAAUCACUGGUUUGUUUCAAUGCUUACAAAGUAUCGUUUUCUCAUUUAACCAAUCGAUUUAAGACAAAAAAAUAUGAAUUUCAACGUUUUCGUUUAAGCUAAAAUUUCAAAACCAAGAAAGCAUCUAAAUGUAUGCAUGGUUUGAGUAAAGUGUGUCAUUCCUUCGUUGAUAUUCAAAUACCAAAUUCUCAUUUUCGAGAUUGGGUGCCUAUUCUUUUUGUCAACCUUUACACAAAAUCAAUUUUGAGAUCUGUUCAAUAACGCUUUAUUUCUUAUAUUCUGAGUUCACUUUGUCAAUUUUUCGGAAUAUAAUGUCUUGCCAAAUGUUAGUUUUCCUGUUUAUUAUAUUGUAUGAUAAAUUCGAUUUUAAACUCUUGGUAUAACUUUACUUUUGUUGACUUGUAUAUUCGAUACUGUGGGAUAGAUGAAAACAUGUGAUUUUGUCCUCCGUCUUGUAUUUCUUAACAGCUACAGAUCAUAAUUUCUUUUUUAUUAUAUUCUAGCUUUGUUAAGAUAAGAUCUAUAUAUAGUAUCCCUUUUUUAUGUCGUGCGUAUACAUAUUUUGACUAUUUUAUUGAUUGUGACUGUUUAUUUAACGCAUCAUGUAAAUGUAACGGAAUUUGAUGAGACUGUUAUUAAAGUGAGAGGGUUAGCGCUAUAGAACCAGGUUUAAUCCACCAUUUUCUACAUUUGAAAAUGCCUGUACCAAGUCAGGAAUAUGACAGUUCUUGUCCAUUCGUUUUUGAUGCGUUUUGUUUUUUGAUUUUGCCAUGUGAUUAUGGACUUUCCAAAUUGAUUUUCCUCUGAGUUCAGUAUUUUUGUGAUUUUAUUUAUACUUCUCGCAUGACAAAGAUAUGAAUUUACUUUAAAAUGAAUCGAACUGAUAGAUAUUUUGUCGCAUUAUUCUUUUAUACUGUUUUAGAGUCGGAAAUGUCGGUCAACAUUCUGACAUAGAUUUCUGUGAAUUGAUACACAGUCACGAGUGUAAGAAGAGUUUUUAAUAUCCUCCUCAAGUUUUAGGUCAAUAAAAUAAUUCGGAUGAUUAGUUGAACUAAAAAUGACAGGACAAAACCGAUAUGCAGUUAUAUCGUUUUAGAUAGUUUGUAGACUUUGGGUUUUAGGAACAAAUUACACUAACUCCGGUACAGGCACAUGUAUAUACAACUAUACUACCGUAUACAAUAUAACCACUUAUACAAAUAUGCAGGUUGUUAACCUUUUUGUCAAAAUCAAAUAUGAAUUUCUAGGAGGCUGUCAAAAAAAAAUAUUGUUUUUAAACAUUGUAUGCGGUUUAAUUUUUGAUUUUUUUCGAUUUUUUUUCUUCAAAUAUACCUGGGUGUGGGGUGGAGGAAUUGUUCGAGAGACCAUCAAGUUGAAAACGACAAACAGAAAAAAACAAAACUUUACAUUAAAAACUAUAGAUUGAACAACACUAACCCCAUCAAAACCCGAGGAUUAAAUAAGGUCACCCGGAGGGGUCAGCAUCCGUCGUGUUUUCAAUCAACUUAGUAACGAACUGAUACGAAUGGUUUGUAUAAAAACGCAUCAUGGUAUGUCAUGAUGUUCGUACUUUUAUGAAAAUAGAUAAAACAAACGAUACACAAGGAGUCGUAAAGCCAUCUGAACUCUGACCUGUCAGACGUACUUGGAGAAAAAGUUAUAUUUUGAAGAAAGAAUUAUCAUAAUAUAUUUUUUUGGUAAUCUUUCUAUUAUAACGUAUUGAUUAUGAGAUAUAUUGUUGUGUUUUAUAAUACUUAUAUUUGUAUGAUCGCAAAGAUAUUAAUUAUAUGAUAUGAAUCCUUUUUUAUUAUUUUGCACAGAUAAUUUACAUGUGUUCAUUUGAUGUACUCCGCUCAUAACACCUUAAUUUGUAAAAUAUGUGCCUUUGUCAAACAAAUUAGUGCAUUGCACGUUAUGGAGUAAAAAUUAUUUCAUCUGGAGUUUUAUGGAAAAAAAUUACGACUAAGAUUGAUCGUAAGUCAUGAACAAUUCAGUCAUAUUUACGAGUAAUCUUAGUCGUAAGUAUUUAUGUGAAGCAUACUCUUGACUGUAUUGCUAAAAAUGCCAUUGAUAGUUCAAAUUACUAUGAAGUCUUGAUAGAUUGUUCUAACAUUGACGUUUUCAAUAAUCAUGACUCUUGAAUGGCAAUUUUAAUUUCUUUGCAACAAAAAUCAAAAUAGCUUUUGAAGACGUCGGGCGUCAGAGCAAAAAGAAUAAUAAAUCGCCUAUAAUUUAAAAAAAAAAAAAAGCCUAUAUAAAGAUGUCAUGAUUAUUUGGGAUACUGGAGCAUAUGCUUAAUUAAAUAUGUGUGAAUCUGAUACAUCGCCAUAUGAUGCUCUGCAGGACAGAGAUAAUGAUGUGUUGUAAGUGUUGGGGUAUAAUGUUACUUGUUAUGUUUGUAUUAAAAUUUUAUA